UCUUGUGCGAGAAAAAAGGAGAAGAAAGAUUUGACGGAACUUAUUGAUUUUAAAAGAUAUUUUUUAGAAACGCGUGAGAGGUCGCUUUUUCAUUUCGGCCAGUCGGCUUGCGGCCUUUUAAUUCUGCAAUCAUGUCGAACUCCAAUUUGUUUAUGAAAUCAGGCUAUCUCCGAGCCCAUUUAGGCAACGCUGUCGGUCGUUAUGUUUGUCAAUUACAAAGAGUGACUCUAAAGUUUUGUAAAAAUAAUGGAUCAAGUCGUGGCAUGCGAGAUUUUGUAGAGAAUGACCUAAUCGAUUACGCGAAAAGUAACCCAGGAACUGUAGUUUAUCUCAAACCAAGAAGGCAUAGAGGUCCUGUUAUAGUUGCAGAAUAUCUCAAUGGAAAAAAGCACUGGAUCCCAUGUGCGAAUUUGAACCGGGAAGAAGUAAUAAAAUGGAUGGAACUUGUCCGCACACAAUCCCACGAUGGUUCAGCUGAAAGGUUACGAAAACUUUGGUACACAGAGUUUCCAUCGAUUCAAGGACCCUGGACUCCAUUCACCUUUAGAGACCCUGCCAAAAAUAUUGCAAUAUAUCCCGAUUCAAAAUUGGGAGAAGCGAAAAAGCGUGGGAAGACAGCAACAGAGCAAGUCAUAGAAAUGUUCAAAGCUCAGCAACUUUCUGAACCCAAAGAAGAAGGAAGUAGUAGUGUGGAAUCCAGAGCGUAAAUUUGUACUUGUUUAUUAUAAUUGGUUUCAAAAAUUAGAUAUAAAGUUAAUAAAUCAAUUUACAAGCUAAA
Molecule: messenger RNA, 778 nt
Organism: Belonocnema kinseyi
Lineage: Eukaryota; Metazoa; Arthropoda; Insecta; Hymenoptera; Cynipidae
Gene: mRpL43
Product: 39S ribosomal protein L43, mitochondrial
Exons: 4
Coding region: 132-707 (191 amino acids)
Biological process (GO): mitochondrial translation
Cellular component (GO): mitochondrial large ribosomal subunit
Molecular function (GO): structural constituent of ribosome
Source: RefSeq, a predicted model, not a curated record